AUGGUUUCAUCAAAGCGCCAAGCCAACAUAGAUUUAUGCUUUACGAACUUUUCUCUCUUUCCUAAAGAGAUACAGCUUGAAAUUUGGUUCCAAGCGCUUCCAGAAGGACAACUCGUCUACCAUGAUUCUUUCGGGCCAUUCGAACUACCAAAGCCUUCUGCGCUAUACUACGCCUGUCUCAAUUCUCGCGAGGUUUAUCUUAAACACUACAAGCAACUAUACCUUCACAAUCUCACCUGUUCUCAAAAGGGGACCAGUGGCGAUAUAUACCCUUCGUUCUACAACCCAAUAAAGGAUACACUUGUAUACACAUGUGCCGAUCACCUUUUACUUCAACCAAUGCGCUGUUGUAGCACAGAGAAUAACUUGCUCUCUCAAGCUCGUCAUAUCGCCUUUGUAGCUGGUCGACAAUGUUAUGCUCUAUACGGAUCACCUACGUCGCACGAUCCCAGAUAUAGGCCGUUGGCUCUGUCACCAGAAUUUGGAUUUGGGAUUUGGAAGUAUAUCUACGAACAGUUCCUCUACAUCAAUCCUGUAAUCGAAUCGGUUUCCUAUGUGGUUGGAAGGACUACGAUCAACAAGACAGGCAGAUCGUACUCUGAGAUGAGGUUGGUAACGACGAUAGAUGAGUUCGGCAAGCAUCCGUUGUUCAAGUGA
Messenger RNA from Botrytis porri, 657 nucleotides. RefSeq lists its product as uncharacterized. NCBI's taxonomy places the organism in Eukaryota, Fungi, Ascomycota, Leotiomycetes, Helotiales, Sclerotiniaceae. The coding region runs from base 1 to 657 and encodes 218 amino acids. The transcript has a single exon. The record is from RefSeq and is a predicted model, not a curated record.